Ananas comosus (pineapple) is the source of this 2229-nucleotide messenger RNA. Its product is annotated as probable carboxylesterase 15. NCBI's taxonomy places the organism in Eukaryota, Viridiplantae, Streptophyta, Magnoliopsida, Poales, Bromeliaceae. Gene Ontology annotation, molecular function: hydrolase activity. Bases 938 to 1969 code for a protein of 343 amino acids. The record is from RefSeq and is a predicted model, not a curated record. The transcript has a single exon.
UAAGAAGUGAUUUAAGUUAUUAAAUCUAAUAGAAUCGUGUACUUUUAAUUUUAUUGACUCGAUUGAAAAAAACUAUGAGCUAUGAGAGGUGUUGGAAGGUUUCGAGAGGUGAUCGGCUGUUCUUCAUAGAUUUUUGUCUAAAUUUAAUCAUUCGAUGAGCUUAAUGCUUGGUUUCUUCGGAAAUGUGAAUAACUACCAGAACCUAAAAUUUCAGCCGGGAAUGAAUUCAAACUUUUGUGUAGCGAUAAGUGGCUCCCUCAAUAGUAAUUGAUUACAGAAUUUUGAAUUUUUUAAGUUCCGUAUGCUUCAAACUGCCUUGCUCGAUUUUCUCGUUGCCAUUUGUAUUUUAUUUUUCCCGGCAAUAUCUAAUGUCAUCCGUUCUACGCCAUGCGUGAUGUCAUUCACCUAAUCUGCUGCGUCAUCAAAUUUGACGUUUCUGGUCUUCUCGAUACAGCUUCUUUUCCUUCCAAACUCGAAACCGUGGAGCACCGAGUACCCUCAUCAGAAACUUCGCUUUCUCUCUAGAAGCAGGCCACCGACGCUCUCUCCUUGUGACUACUCCAUCUUUGACUCUUCUAGAUUUUUUUUGACCCCGCUACAUAAUAAAGGAGAAUUUUUCCCACGAGAAAUAUUAUUUUUUCGCUAGCUGCAACGCUGGACGUGGCUAGAUGCAUGUAACUAGAAGGUCACCGUCGUGCGACCCCAGGUUUCACACGUACGAAUGAGGAACUCCCAUUUCUUUAAUUAGCAAAUGCUUUCCGUCCGAUUAAUAAACACGUGCGGUUUGGUUUUCAGAAGGAGGCAUCUUCUAUAUAAAUAAAUCUCUUCCCCUUCCACCCUCCUCAACACACACACCGAAGCAACAGCAAUUGUCUCUACAGCUGGUUUAGCUACAAAACAAAUUCUUCUUCAGCCACAAAUUCAGAUCCAACAAAAAAUGGCCUCCCCCCUCGCCACCGCUAAUCCCCUCUCGUCUCCUCCUCCUCCUCCUCCUCACGUCGUGGAGGACUGCCGCGGCGCAAUCCGCGUCCUGAGCGACGGCACCAUCCUGCGCUCCCCCGACCCCAUCUUCCCCGUCACCGUCCACGACGACGGCUCCGUCGAAUGGAAGGAUUCCCUCUACGAUCCCCAGCACGACCUCCACCUCCGCCUCUACCGCCCCCGCCGCGAUCGAUCGUCCGAUCAUUGCAGUAGCGAGAAGCUCCCCCUCCUCUUCUACUUCCACGGCGGCGGCUUCUGCAUCGGCUCCCGCACCUGGCCCAACUUCCACGCCUGGUGCCUCCGCCUCGCCGCCGAGCUCAACGUGUUCGUCAUCUCCGCCGACUACCGCCUCGCCCCCGAGCACCGCCUCCCCGCCGCCGUCGACGACGGCGCCACCGCCCUCUCCUGGCUCAGAUCCCAAGCCGAAGCCGGCGCCGGAGCCGACCCCUGGAUCGCCGAAUCCGUCGACUUCGGCCGCGUCUUCGUCUCCGGCGACUCGGCCGGCGGGAACAUCACCCACCACAUGGCCGUCCGGUUCGGGCCGGCCGGCCUGGGCCCGGUCCGCGUCCGCGGGUUCAUCCUCCUAAUGCCGGCCUUCGGCGGGGCCCAGCCGACCCGGUCCGAGUCGGAGUGCCCGCCCGACGCGUUCCUGAACCGGGAGCAAUCCGAGCGGUACUGCCGCCUCAUGCUGCCGCCCGGCGCGACGAAGGACUACCCGGUGUUCAACCCGUUCGGACCGGAGAGCCCGAACCUGGGCCCGGUCGAGACCGGCCCGAUCCUCAUGGUGGUCGCCGAGCGAGACGUUUUGAGGGAUCGGGAGGUGGACUACGUGAUGAAGAUGAGGGAGCUGGGGAAGCACGUUGAGCUCGUCGAGUUCGCGGGGCAACAGCACGGCUUCUUCGAGGUCGACCCCUACGCCGAACCGGUCGACGAGUUGAUCCGGCUCAUCGGCCGGUUCAUGGACCAGUUCGGACACGACUCGGCCUGAACCGCUCCGGGACGGUUUGCGGUGUUGACGGAAUAAAUGGUCUUUAAUUUGUUUCCUCUUUUUUUUUCCUUUUUUUUUUGUAAUUUUCUAUUUUUUGCAUCUUCUUUUUUUUUUCCCUAUUUGUCGCUUUUCUAUUGUUUUUGUUGUUGAGGGCGAACGUUAGUAUCUGCUCCUGCCGAUAAUGUUGUAAUGUCGCCCCAAAAAAAUGGAAAAGAAAUUUUUUUAAAUAAAAAUCAGAUAUAUGGAAAAAUAGUUUCGAA